AUGGCUGUAUAUGAACCUAGCCCACCGGAUGGCGGGAGAUAUGAACCUAGCCCACCGGAUGGCGGGAGAUAUGAACCUAGCCCACCGGAUGGCGGGAGAUAUGAACCUAGCCCACCGGAUGGCGGGAGAUAUGAACCUAGCCCACCGGAUGGCGGGAGAUAUGAACCUAGCCCACCGAAUGGCUGGAGAUAUGAACCUAGCCCACCGGAUGGCGGGAGAUAUGAACCUAGCCCACCGGAUGGCGGGAGAUAUGAACCUAGCCCACCGGAUGGCGGGAGAUAUGAACCUAGCCCACCGGAUGGCGGGAGAUAUGAACCUAGCCCACCGGAUGGCGGGAGAUAUGAACCUAGCCCACCGGAUGGCGGGAGAUAUGAACCUAGCCCACCGGAUGGCGGGAGAUAUGAACCUAGCCCACCGGAUGGCUGGAGAUAUGAACCUAGCCCACCGGAUGGCAGGAGAUAUGAACCUAGCCCACCGGAUGGCGGGAGAUAUGAACCUAGCCCACCGGAUGGCGGGAGAUAUGAACCUAGCCCACCGGAUGGCGGGAGAUAUGAACCUAGCCCACCGGAUGGCGGGAGAUAUGAACAUAGCCCACCGGAUGGCGGGAGAUAUGAACCUAGCCCACCGGAUGGCGGGAGAUAUGAACCUAGCCCACCGGAUGGCGGGAGAUAUGAACCUAGCCCACCGGAUGGCGGGAGAUAUGAACCUAGCCCACCGGAUGGCGGGAGAUAUGAACCUAGCCCACCGGAUGGCGGGAGAUAUGAACCUAGCCCACCGGAUGGCGGGAGAUAUGAACCUAGCCCACCGGAUGGCGGGAGAUAUGAACAUAGCCCACCGGAUGGCGGGAGAUAUGAACCUAGCCCACCGGAUGGCGGGAGAUAUGAACCUAGCCCACCGGAUGGCGGGAGGUCCUUCUGCAAGCACGAGAAAGUAGCGACAAACCGUGGGUCACCAGUAACACUCAAUGAUUAA
This is a messenger RNA of Dreissena polymorpha, 972 nucleotides long. Its product is annotated as basic salivary proline-rich protein 3-like. The record is from RefSeq and is a predicted model, not a curated record. NCBI's taxonomy places the organism in Eukaryota, Metazoa, Mollusca, Bivalvia, Myida, Dreissenidae. The coding region runs from base 1 to 972 and encodes 323 amino acids. The transcript has 3 exons.